GCCUCCUCCCAGCCAGAGGGGCCAGGGAACCCCAGCCAAGGAGGGGUGCGGCACCUUGAGGCACAGGCGAGAGCUUAUGCAUACCCUGGUUUUGGAAUGAGGAAGGAGCUCCCCACUGGGUGACAGCCAGGGGAAGGCCUGUGGUUGAGACUUCUUCCUCUGCACGUCUGCCGCCUAAGGGACAGCCGUCUCCCAGUCUGACCUUAUUCUUCCACACCGGGAAGAAGGGGGACAGCUGGUUCUUACCUCUCCUUGUAUUGCCUGUCCACCUGGUUGGCUGGGUCUGGAACUUGGUGCCAUCCUCAUCUUCCUCUUCUCCCUACCUGAAAUAUAAGCUAAGGCUUGUAGGAGACCCGAGCAGGAGAGGGCACAGAAGAGAUCAAAUCCCUUUUCCCGUGGACUCCAUCACUUAUUCCUGAACCCAGCAGAACCAGAAGCUGUCCCAAAGAGCUCUGCUGGCCCUUGGGGAGAGUUGGGAAAGGUAGAAUCUUCCUGCCAAGAAAUCUGCUUGUGGGGAUCCAGGACAUUCAACAUGCUGCCUUAGCCCCUGUGACGGCUCUAAGCCUCCGUGUUUCAAGGCCAUGGCCCGUUCCCUCAGCUGGUGCUGCUGCCCCUGGUGCCUGACAGAAGAUGAGAAGAUGGCCUUAAGGAUUGACCAAGAAAUCAAUAAGAUCCUCAUGGAACAGAAGAAGAGGGACCGAGGAGAGCUUAAGCUGCUAUUGUUGGGUACCGGGGAGAGCGGAAAAAGCACCUUUAUCAAACAGAUGCGAAUUAUCCACGGGGCAGGGUACUCGGAGGAGGACCGCAAAGGCUUCACUUCCCUAGUCUACCAGAACAUCUUCAGCUCCAUGCAGGCCAUGAUUGAGGCCAUGGACACCCUUCACAUCCCCUAUAGCUGCCCUGAGAGCAGGCAUCAUGCUAACCUGAUUAUGAACACGGAUGCCUACAAAGUGACAACCUUCGAGAAGCCCCAGGCCCACGCCAUUAUGUGUCUAUGGAAAGAUGCUGGCAUCAAAACCUGCUACAAUCGCCGUUGCGAAUUCCAUCUGCUGGACUCUGCUGUGUAUUACCUGUCCAACUUGGAGCGUAUCACAGAGGAAAGCUACAUCCCCACAGCCCAGGACGUUCUGCGGACCCGGAUGCCGACGACUGGCAUCAAUGAAUACUGCUUCUCUGUUCAGAAGACCAACCUGAGGAUUGUGGACGUGGGUGGCCAAAAGUCUGAACGGAAGAAAUGGAUUCACUGUUUUGAAAAUGUCAUCGCUCUCAUCUACCUGGCAUCACUGAGCGAGUAUGACCAGUGUCUGGAGGAGAAUAACCAGGAGAACCGGAUGAAAGAGAGUCUGGCUCUGUUUGGCACCAUCCUGGAGCUGCCCUGGUUUAAGAACACCUCUGUCAUCCUUUUCCUUAACAAGACAGAUAUCCUGGAGGAGAAGAUCCCCACCUCCCACCUGGCCACCUAUUUCCCCGGCUUCCCCGGCCCCAAGCAGGAUGCAGAAGCAGCUAAGCAGUUCAUCUUAGAUAUGUACACUGGGAUAUACACUGGUUCCGGGGAUGUCAAAGGCUCGACAAGGAAGAACUCCCGCUCCAGGCGCCUUUUUAGCCACUACACCUGUGCCACUGACACCCACAACAUCCGCAAGGUCUUCAAGGAUGUCCGGGACUCUGUGCUUGCCCGUUACCUGGAUGAGAUCAACCUUCUCUGACGCCUGCCCCCUGGGAGGCCAGAGAGGAGGCCAGGCUCCCAAGCGCUGCACUUUAGAGGGCCCCGAGGGUGGGAAAAGCCUCCUUGUCUCUCCCUGGCUGCUCUUGGCCCUCCUGUUGGCCCCUUGCCUUGUGCUCCCUGAAGCAGGUUCUAAGCCAACUGGAAUUUGCCACCUUGGGGUCCCUAGAAGGGAAUGUGGGUGGCUGGGUUUAAAUGACCUUAGAACAUCAAGGCAGGCAAAGAGAAACCUUCAUGAAUAAAUUGAAGAGACUCUUAGAACAGAAAAUAUCAGGGCCCUUAGAACACAGAAUGCCAGAGUUGGGAAGGUCUUUAGAACAUAGAAUGUCAGAA
This is a messenger RNA of Vombatus ursinus (common wombat), 2056 nucleotides long. It is a transcript of the gene GNA15, whose product is annotated as G protein subunit alpha 15. The coding region runs from base 582 to 1706 and encodes 374 amino acids. The transcript has 7 exons. Gene Ontology annotation, cellular component: heterotrimeric G-protein complex. Gene Ontology annotation, biological process: adenylate cyclase-modulating G protein-coupled receptor signaling pathway; phospholipase C-activating dopamine receptor signaling pathway; action potential. NCBI's taxonomy places the organism in Eukaryota, Metazoa, Chordata, Mammalia, Diprotodontia, Vombatidae. The record is from RefSeq and is a predicted model, not a curated record. Gene Ontology annotation, molecular function: G-protein beta/gamma-subunit complex binding; G protein-coupled receptor binding; GTPase activity.